CCGGAAUACUCAAGUGGGGCUGAGGUCGCGCCGGGUAGGACGCGCGCAUAUAAAAACAAGAGGCGAGCUCCGGCCGCUCACCAGUGCCGAUCAUCGCGUUAUCGCCCGCGAAAGUGAACUCGAUCCGAUUAAACAACAACUCGAUUACAAGAAAUAAUAAAAAAAAAAAAAAAACCAUAUUAUCAUUUCCCGAGUGACUUCGUAAAAUACGUCACGAAUAUAAACAUCGUCUCUUCGGUCAUCCGAUCCGGCGUCCACGAAACCGUCCGUUUACGAUUAAAACCGGCAAAAUGAUGAUUUAUUUACUCCCGUGCGUUUUGCUCCUCUGCAGCACGUAUUCAGGUAACGAUAUGACAUAUUAACAUAAUAUAAUAUCCGGUUUUCACUAUUGCCGCGUAAUGCGCACAAAUCGUAAUAAACAACGAGAUACGUAAUGUUUUCGAAUUUUUCCGGUUUAUUUUUUAUUUUUUAUUUUUUUUUCCUAUCAAUCAUUUACGGCCGCUCGUAUUGUCGCGUAUGUAUGUAUAACACAAAUAUAUUUUGGAAAAAUCAAACCCGCGCUUCCGUUACGAUAAAACACGCCGGGGUUCCGCGCGUUGGUUUUAAGCUGUAGGCGCCUGGCGGCAUUACCGUCGGUACCCCGGGUUCGUACUUGGGAUUUCGUACUCGGCGAUUAUCGGCCCCGCGGUUCGCGUAAUAAUAACCGCGCCGCCGCGUUCGCGACAAUCCGCCGGACCGACCGACCGACCGAACACCGAUAACCGGUUACAUCGUCGUCGUCGUCAUCACCGUCGUCGUAAUAUCGUAUCCCCAGAAUUCGGACGUGUACGGUCUGCGUCUGUCGCACGCGAUACGCGGUGAAAGAAAAAGAAAAUUUUCGGCGUUCGGGUUCCAUUGUACGUACACGUAGUCGGCGGCGACGCACGUCUUUGCGUGACGUCCGGCCGCGGUGUGGGAAAAGUGAAAUUUCGACGCACGUUUCCUCUUGCGGUCCAUGCGUUUUCAUAAACGUUACAUAGGAAAUUCCGUUACCCGGGAAACGCGUUUCCACACCACACGUACGUAACACGCGCGCACACACAACGCAUCUACGUGUCUCCGCGGCGGCGGCGGCGGCGGCGGUGUUUGCGUACGGCCUUCACGCGCUGCAGUCGCGCCGCCGCCCCGGCAAACGGGUCUGUUGCCGGUCCCCGGACGCUCGGUUCCUACUCACUUCCUAACGCCGCGUUAUUAAAAAAUAAUCACAAAAUUAUAGGUGCGGUCGAACUGCGCGUAUACAUAAUGGAAUACAACGCGCACGGGAAAGUAUGACGUACAGUAAUAACAACAACGACGUUGUACGAUAGUUUGAAUGUCCACAUAACGAGGCGGUAUUGUGGUAGUAAUACUUAAAUAUAACGUACUAUACUUAUGUAUCCAUAUAAAAUUAUACGUGUUACGCGAGUGUGUGUGUGUGUGUGAGGUAACCUUCGGGCGAGAAAGACGGCAGAGAGAAACACGAGUCGAAAGAACGAUAGAGUAAGAGAGGGACGGCGAGAGAACGUUGAGAAAGAUAUUAAGAAAGAAAGAAAAAAAAAACUAGUAAACGCGUUUGAACUCGAUUUUUAUGAACCGGAAGGCGUGUGUGCGUGUGCGUUACAUAAUCGCGUCACCGACGACGUUUUCGAAGGCAAAGACCGCGGGGGAGAAGACAGACGUAACGCCGCCAAACCCUCGUUUCUUCUUCUUCUUCUUCUUCUUCUUCUUCUACUUCUUAUGCUUCGGCUUCUUAUGCUCCGGCUUCUUAUUCGGCCACUCACCUCUACGGGCGACGGCGUCUGAUGAAUAAUGGAUAGCCGACAAUGUUAACUUGCGCAGUCGGGACACGAUCGGUGAGCUCACGAUAAACGCACACAACGCGUGUAUAAUAAUGUCCGAUUGCGCAACGCGCGCGACGCACGUGCCCACACAUAAUAGUAUAUAAUAUUACGAUGUAUCGUUACGCACGCGCGUGUAUUAUAUUUAUGUUUUUCAUAACGCGCACGUACAGGCGCGCGGGGCUAAAGACUCUUGUCGACUUUUGGGCGCGCCCAAGGACGGUCACCGUAACCCAUAUAAUAAUAAUAUUGUGUGUUAUGUAUUUGGGCGCGCGGUACGCGAAUAACGACAUAACGCGCGGGACCGUUGUUCCCGGCCGCGGGUUGUGUGACAUAAUCCCGCGUUUUCUCGUCGCGGAAUGCCGUGCGACAGGAUUACAAUGUCAAAACGCGCGGACCGUAGUACGCGGUCGGGAUAGUACCGCGCCCGACUGCAUUUACCGCGCGGGACCGUAAAAAACGGGUUCGCUUUCUAUUGUCGUCGCGCGCGUUAUUUUUUUUUUUUUUCGCUCGUUCCUACGCCGCGUCCUCGGGCCCGGUCGGUCAACGGUCCGGUUUUCGUCUUCCGUCCGCGCCGCCGGCAAUCGCGGCGCUGUUACGAUAUCGUUAGCCGCACUUGCGGCAACCGCGUACGGGCCAAGGGUCAACGCGUUGCGCAACGAAAACGACCGCAGACGCGAUCCAUAAUCUCUCGCGUAUUGCGACAGCCGCUCGCGCGCCCGAGAGAAACUAACAACGUCGUACUGCCGCGGUCGUUUUUAAUGCCGUAUCGGUUGGGGGUUUUUUAUUUUUUUUCCCCCCGGUCUCCGGACAACGCGCGGGUGACGCGGUCCGCGAUGCGGCAACGACGUACUGUUGGCGACGAAGCGCAAACCGGCUGCCGCGGCCGCGGCCGUCAUCCGCUUCGCCGGCCGGACCGUAAUAUCGCGAACGACACCGCCGCACAACCGCCUGACGAAAACCGGAUGCGGCGCGCGGGGCACGGGCGACCGGUGCGCAACACGCAACACUGUCGUGCGUGCCGUGUACAUUACCUAAUAUCAUUACGAUUAUUAUUGUUUUUGACCCAGAAACCGCCGGGGCGGGUUCCAUUCUCGGACGGAUAUUACGGUUCGUAGUGUUUUUUUUUUUUUCAAUCUCUCUCUCUCUCUCUCGUUUUUAUUACAUUUCGCGCGAUCGCCGCCCGGGGGCUAUACGACACGCGGUAUUAUUUGCUAUUGUCGUCAUUAUGCACACCCGCAGAUGGCGGCGCGCUCUCGUGCCGGGCGGGCCGUGACGUUGAUAUUAUUGUCUCGGGCGUGUACCGCUGCCGCGUUCGUCCGGUAAUACACCGGGAGGGCGGUAGGUGGGCAGUAGAUGUAAAAUAAUAACGACAAUAACGAGCCGCGGAAUCGUUCUCCUCGGGUCGUGUUACGGUUGAAAAGUCUACGCGCGAUUUAAAUCCCGCGGGCUCCGGCGCCGGAGGCUCGCGGGACCGCACUGCGGAGGAGGAGGUUCGUUUAUACAAUACGUAUUAAUGAGAAAAAAAAAAAACAAAAAAAAAAACUCCGCGCGCACAGGCGGGAGAGGCGCGGAUUUUAUAAUUUAUAUCGCGGCUCGCAUACAACGUUUAUAAUAGUGUAGGUAGGCGCGCGAACGCAGAGAAAUAAUAAUUACAUAACGACGUGUGCGCGGUGUCGGUGGCGGCUACCGAGUUUUGAAUACCCGCCGCCGUUGCAUAAGACGCGGCCGGACACAAUGGGGCGCCCCAAGGUCCUCCCCCCCCCGGGAAACAACGCAUACCUAUUUACUCGUAUUAUAACGCGGCCGCUAUGCCGUGCGACUGGGUACAGGCGGACGCGUUCUCGCAUCGACGGUGGCGCGUUUUUACUAUUAUUAUUAUUAUUAUUGUUAUUAUUGUCGUUGUUGUUGUUGUUGUUGUUGUUGUUGUGCGCGCAUAACCGUGUGGGUAUCGGUAUAAUCGCAACGCGCAAUGUUAUUGUUAUAAUAAUACGACGAUGCGUUUUUUUGUGUUGCGCAGUUCACGGCCAGAGGGAAGAGUUCAAGUGUCCGGACGACUACGGUUUCUAUCCGCACGCCACGUCCUGCGACAAAUACUGGAAAUGCGACAACAACGUGGCCGAGCUCAAGACCUGCGGCAACGGGCUGGCGUUCGACGACACCGAUCCCAAAUUCCUGAAGGAGAACUGCGAUUACUUGCACAACGUCGACUGCGGCGGCAGAUCGCAAUUGGGUAAGAUACGCGCUCGCCCCUCUCUCACCACCCCCCCCUCCCCCCGAAUACCGUGUAAUAUUAUUAUCGCGUGUGACGUGCAUUUGUCAUUUGGGGAGUCAUUCGAAAUAAAAUCGCGGGUCCCCGCACUAACGCCCGUGAUCUGUGCGCGUAACACAUCCGUGUUUCGCGAUGUCUUCUUCUGAUAAUAAUGUCUCGCCGGAUUUGUUCUCGUUCAGAACCGGCCAUCAGCACGUUGCACUGUCCCAGACUGUACGGAAUCUUCGCGGACGACGUCAAGUGCGACACCUUCUGGAACUGUUGGGGAGGCGAGGCCAGCCGGUACCAGUGUUCUCCGGGUUUGGCUUACGACCGCGAAUCCAGGGUGUGCAUGUGGGCCGACCAAGUGCCGGAAUGCAAAGUCGAAGGUUAGUAGUCGUGUAUAUUUUAUCAACAUAUACGUGUAGGUGUAUAAUAUGACCGGUAACCGGUAUUCCGGGCGCCGUAACGACAUUUGAAAACGUAUACAAUUAAAAUCGAAUUAACAAAUACGAGAAAUUUUAACGACUUGUAACAUUAUACGUGUUGAAAUUCCCGCGCGCAGAGGUAGCGAACGGAUUCAACUGCCCGGCCGCCGGCGAAGUGUUAGCGUCCGUGGGAUCGUUCAGCAGACACGCUCACCCUGACGACUGCAGGAAGUAUUACAUCUGUCUGGAAGGUACGCCCAGAGAGUACGGAUGCCCGAUCGGCACCGUUUUCAAGAUCGGCGACGGCGACGGUACCGGAAGCUGCGAGAACCCCGAAGACGUUCCCGGAUGGUAAGCAUAACACACGCACACGACAACGACGAUAAUACAAUCGUUUCAUCGUUACAUAAUAUUAUUCUGCAGCCGGCGAAUUGCGUUUCCGCACGGCCCGCGACGCUACUUUUAACGCGCGUGUGCAUCGUGCAUGAUAAUAAUACAUAAUAUUUCGGUAUUAUUCACAUUUUCGGCGGCCGCGGAAUAGCUCGAGCUAAGGCUUAAGUUAUCAUAAAUAUUGCGUGUUUUCCACUGACGGCGAUUUCGCGUCCGAACGCGACGCCGUCACGUUUAUUUCGCCCGCUAAUGGAAAACGACCCGAGCGACACGUUUCGGAGAUAAGCCGCUACAAUGAUACCCCCCUAUCACGUGUACAAGAUACGCGCGAACCGUUAUCGAUAUCGGUUUAGCCGAGAUAUCCGUUGCAUGGUUUUUCCAUACUCUCAAUGAUAUUACAACGGCCCGCGAUACGCGAUAGCCAUACGCAUUGUAAUCUCGCGCGCAUGCCUUGCAAUAUCAGUGUUUUGCCCCGUAGCCGCCGACUAAAUUGCAAUGCGAGAGAAAAACAAAAAAAAAAAAAAUGUUAAGCAAAUACGCAUUAGGAACCGCAUUCUGUUGGUUCGAUAUUUUUCAUAACACCAUAUUGCAGUAUUGUACGUAUAUCGCGUUGUUAAUGAGUCCUUAAAAAAAUUAUCAAAAAAAAAAAAUAAUACGCAAUUAAGCGCGGUCGUCCGUACGGAAACACAAUUGGCUGGCGUUUCAUUCGCAGAAUGCAUCGUUAAUAUUAUUGUUAUUAUUAUUAUUAUUAUUAUAUUAACGAUUCGGCUUGCAUGUGGCUGCAUGUGCGCGGUCGUCACGACGGCUAAAUGUGAAAACGCGAAAUGCAUGCGAAAGCAUAUGAAAUGUAUUAUCACAAUGGUAUUUAUAAAUACGAUCGUAUACAUAUAAUAGGUACGCGUAGUUUCUCUGGGAAUGGCUGUACAUCGCAAUAAUAACACAUGCCGUGUACGAAACGCCGCGAACGCGGUUUUCUCGGAUAACACGCGAGUAUGUGGACGUUGUCGUCGACGCGUUAAAGUCUCCGGCGUCACGCGCCAACAGUGGCCGAUAAUAAUAUUAUGGGUUAGGAUUAAAGUCUAGGGCUCGGGACUUGUUGCGCUUAAAAUACACUGUGAAAAAAAGGAAAAACACUUGAAAGCCUCGAAAAAGCCUUGGAAAAAAAGCACUUCCGGCGAAUAUGAUUAAACCGAACGGUAGAAGGGGGGGGGGUUAAAGGUCCCUCCAAUGACUCUAAAUUAUUAAAUGUGAUUCUCGAACAUGGCACGAAUGAUUGACGAAAAGUUAUUUUGUUUAAAUGAAAUUGUAUAUGAAAAAAAAAAAUAAUAAUAACUUUGGGUUAAUAACUCGUGUAGCGUUAGAAAAUUGUAUUUAAUGGGUUAAAGCCGUUAGAAAGAGAACGAUAUUUAAACCACUCUACCGUUUUUGAAUUUUUUUUUUUUUUUUUUUUAAUAUUUUCCACGUGCUUUUUUGACGUUUUCAAACGGUUUGUUUUGUGGAUUUUAAGCGCAAUAAGUCCCAAGCCCUGCAUUGUAAUAGUUACUGUUCUACAGUUGUUUUCCUCUCGUUCGCCGUUGCGGAUCCUUUACGGCGGCGGACGUUUCGCGAUAUUGACCGUACUGUAUUUUCCGGAUCUGCCCAAUCGGACAAUCAAACAAUGAAAUCGCCUGCAGUACCUAUGCAUACGCUUCUAACGCCCGUUUUUUUUAAUCGCCAAGUGUCCGCGGGACGAAACGUCCUAGACUCCUGCAUUUUCGCCCGUUUUAUUUAAAACAAACGUAUACUAUUUAUACCGGCCGCCGUACCGUGCCCACAAUAAUCGCGGACACAAAACAACGGCGCGACGUCAUUACGGCGGUCGUCGAGUGUGAAAUCCGGCGAACGCGCAUAACAUCACGGGCCGAUUGUUUCGCGUACCAGGAUGUUACGAUACCGCCGCGAUGGACAACAAUAUUAUAAUCUCAUCCGAUCGGCAAACAUUUUUUCGAUUGCCCCGUCCGCAUGCGUAUUUGUUACGUGGAAAAAAAAUAAAUAAAAAAAUACCACAACGUUCGCGGGUGUACACCGUAACGGCUCGUAUUACACGCGUGCGGGCGCAACCAGACUCGGGGACGCUACACUUACGGACACAUCACAAACUCGCGGGUGCGAUACGUCCCCGCAAUCACCUUUACGCAUCGCUUAUAACAACCAACUACACGUUUCAUUCGCAUUUUUUUUUUUUUUUUUUAUAAGUAUAUCAUAACUUUCGACUUUGUUUUUUUGGCCACACGUCAUGCGUUGUCUGCAGUAAUGGUAACCCGCAUUUGGUCCGCUUAUUAACUAUGAAAUACUACACGGACGAAAUAUUUAGUCGACGUAUUGGGUAUUUUCGGGGGAGGGGGGGUGCCUAUUUUAAACUCGGGGACGUCAAAGGCACCCUAGCACCUCCUUGGUUGCGCCUCUGCUCGCAUACGCUGCGAUCCUCCGUAUCACACUUCGCGAUCCGGCGAUUUUUGGUAGAUUUAAAUUGAAUUCUGUCUGUUGUUUUUUUUGUCGUUCGAUCAUCAUUACGAAAAUAUGGAAUUGUUUGAGCUUUGUUUUCACGCUUGUAAAAUUUAAACUACGGUAGCAACACGUAUUAACACUAUGGUAUUCUAAUAUUAUUAUUGGAUUUACGAUUUAUGAAUUUACGACAAUAACACAUCAUAAUACACGGUUUGGAAUUGUUUUCCCGCGGAACAGUGUGGUAUUUAUUGUACUGGGAAUCGAUCGUCACGACGGUAACGAAUCGUUAUAACAAUUUUUUUUUAAUUUUUUUUUUUUCAAAUACACUAUCCCGUGCCUAUAUUUCAACCGUACAACACAUUAUCGCCGAACAGUAAUGGCAGUAAAAAAUUGCCAAUAAAAACACGUAACCGCCGUUCAUACGUGCGCACAUCGCAUUCAUGGUCCGCACGGGCAUACGUUUCUUGAUAAUUAACAUCCGAAAUAACGUAGAAAAAAAAAAAAAAAAAAAAAAAAAAAAGUAAUAAUAAACAAAAUAUUUCUCUCGUUCAGACCGCGAAAGUGAAAGCGAUACGAAUAAUAUUCGCGAUACGCACAACGGCGAUAGUAACAAUAUUAUACCCGUUCGAGGAAAAAGUUCUCUCGGCCGUAAUAUACGGGCACUGGUCCAGAGUGUCCCGCAGAGACGUACCCGUUUUGGCAAUGGCUAUCGCGACGGCGGGGACAAUCAAAUUUCGUUGUUUUUUCCUCGUUUUACGAAUAACGAAAACCGUUGUUGUCUCGGGCGAUCUCGCAACGGGGACGUCUUGUCUUAAUAUCCAUAUCUUCGCCGGCACACCCUGUACACCGUGACGAUCGUACGCGCACACGGUGACCGGCCAGUUCGAAUCCCGUCUACUCGAUUUUCGUUUUUCUCGAUCCGCACGACGCGCCCGACUGGCCGGCGGCGUCCGGUGUAUUUAACCCCGCUCCCGCUAUUUUUCUAUUAUUUUUUUUUUUCCCCCUUCUCAAACGCACCGAUCGAAUUCGUACAUUCCGUGCGCUUCGUCGGCUACGACGGCUACGGUUGUUCCCGAAAAUCCCGGCACGUUAUCUCCGUAACGCCGCGACGAUUUCGAUCGCCAAUCUCGGCGCGUCACUCGCAACGAGGGGUAAAUGAUACCGGGCGAUCGCACGGGUAGUAGUGGCGGGGUUUCCGUUUUACUACCAUUGUCGCCGCCGCCGUCGCGGUCGUUUCCGCGCCGCGUGUCAUUUUCUCGUUUCGUCGCGAUUUUUUUUAUCAACGCCGUUUCGUUGUCGUCUCGCUCGCGUUUCGCGCGCGGCGCACGUUCGGACCACGAAUUUCACGAAACGCUUUUCCGCCGCUCGUCCGGCCGCUCGUUUAGAGACCGCUGUCCACAAUUCGGACGGGCGUGCGGCGCGGUAAAUCCGGUUGUUUGUUUUCGUUUUUUUUUUUUCUCUCGGCCGGCAUUUCCCCCCGAGGAAUCACCAACUCUGUCGUUUAACGCGCGACGAGCGCCUGUCUGACGAAAUUUAAAAAAUCCCGACAUUAUUAUUGGUUUUUUUUUUUCUUUUACCCGUACGCGUUCUGCCGAGCCCCGCGGGGACGCGACGCGUCUCUUGUCGCGUCGUUAACGAAGUUUUUACACGUCUUUUUAAUGGAGAUUUUUUUUUUUUUUUUUCUCGUUAAUACUAUUUCGAAACCCGCCGUCUGGGUCGGACGGCGGUUCUCUUAAACGGGUUUGAUAUUGUUAUUGCUUUUUUUUAUUAUUGGUGUCGGCGUUCGAUUAAUAUACAUUUUUUUAGAUUUUUUUUUUUUUUUUUCAAUAUCAUUUCAUUCUACGCGAUAUCUGUGUACACGAUAGUAAUAAUAAUAAUAUUGCACAGGCAAUAAUUGUAGUCAUUAUAAUUCUGAUAGUAGUCGGGAUAUGCGUACGCUGUUACGAAAGUAAUCCAGUGAUAUUUUCCGUAACGUGUAACGGCCGCGGACUGGGUAAAAAUUAGAAAAUACAAAUGACAAAAAAAAAAAAAAAAAAAAAAACCAAAAACCAAACCUACCUGUAUGUGUGUGCGCAGUGAGGACUAUUACGGCGACCUGGACCUGAAGGCGAUCAGGAAGAGCGAACUGCUGUCCGGUCUGGACAACAAGUCCCGGCAACAACCCGCGGCCGAGACCAAGGCCGCGGCGCCCAAGCCGCAGCCCCAGCAGAGGCAACAGCCGUCCAACAGGCCGCAACCGCAACAGCAACAGAGGCCCCAGCCGCAGCAAUCGCCGGCCGCGCCGCAAUCGGCCAAAGACUACGACGACGCUUAGAGACCGACGCGCAUAAGAGACUAUAAUAUUAUCAUUAUAUGUGUACCUAUAUAUAAUUAUAUAUUAUAACCUAUAAUAUUAUUAUUAUUAUUUUUUUCAUUUUUUUUUUUUUUUAUCGUAUACGACGGCACACGAGCGCGACGAUUUUUCCGACAUUUUUGUUUUUUUUCUUCCGUUUUAUUACUAUACUGUUUACUACCUUUGACGCUGUUAUUAUGGAUUUAUUUUUUCCAACGCGGCCGUCUUACAUUAUGCGCGCGACAAUAACGCGAACGAAAAUAUAGGCGCUCGCGCAGCAAUUCAACAGGUUUUUUUAUAUUCUUUGAAUAUUUCUUUUUUUUUUUUCGUCUCAUCCGCGACCAACAAUUACACCCGGUCCGUUCGGUUAUUCCGUCCUGAUCGUCCCACUCCCCUUCCCCCCUCCCCACCACGUUAUCCCCGUCGGCCGUGCGCGCGGUAGUUUUUCUACACCGCUGCGAAGUUCACACGCGCGUACCAUUAUUGUCGUUGUCGUUGUCGUUGUCAUUAUUCGAAACACCGACGCGCGGCGGCGGCGGUACGACCGCGUCUGCACGGGUCACCGACGGCCGCGUACGGACGGCAAUUUCCGUCGUAUUCAAGCGCAAAAAUCAAAAAAAAAAAAAAAUAAUAAUAAUAAUAAAAAUUUACGCUCGCAAUCUAAAAAUACUGCCCGCCCCCCGAAUAUGAGCGCGUGUUCUUCAACGCUUUUCCCCCCCUCCCACCCUCUCCCUUUUACUUAAAUAUCGCUUAUCUACAUUGCACUACUCUCGUAACAAACCGAACGCGUAUUAUCAUUGUUAUUAUUAUAGGCAUAAUUAUUACAAUAUACCAAUACUGUAUUACAAUAAUAACAAUAUCCGCACGAAACGCCUGCACUACUUGAACGGUGACCGUUCGCGCGACAUUUUAAAUUUAUGCGUUUUUUUUUUUUUUUUAUUAUAUCAUUGUGUAAAAAAAUUAUUAUAACAUAAUUUACGUAUUAUAUAAUAUAUGUGUACAAAUGAUUACGGUCUUAUUUUAAUUUUACGUGUACUUAUAUAUUAUUAUUAUUAUUAUUAUUAUUAUCCGUUCGCGCGACAUUUUAAAUUUAUGCGUUUUUUUUUUUUUUUUUUUUUUACAAUAAUUUUAUAUAUUUUUUUUCAUGUAAAAUUAUCUAUAUAUAUAUAUAUGAAAAAAAAAAUAUAUAUAUAUAAAACAAAAAAAAAAACUUAAUUUUAUCGUUUUGAUUACCUGAUUAUUAAAAAAAAAAAAAAAAAAAAACCGAAACAAAAUACACAGUUUAUUGUAUAUAUAUACAUAUAUUACAUUACAUACAUAAUGUGCACGCACGCUUUAAUUGUUAUUAUAUUGUUCGUAUUGUAUUAGCGAAUGGUGGCCACUGUUUCCGCGUCGUCGUCACUUUUAAAAUAUAACACGCCUGCGCCCCGCGGUGUUGAAUCCGGGUAAACUCCACGGGGCAGGGCGAAUCCUGCUCGGGAUUUUAUUCGCCGUCCUCUCCCUCCCCCCCCCUCCCCGUCGGACAAAUACAAAUGUCAAAAAAAAAAAUGUACACACUUGGGGAUGUGUACAAUACCCGUUAAAUUUCGCAUAGACACGACCAACGUAGAGAGAAAAAAAAAAAAUAAAUAAAUAAAUGGGAUCGUCGCCCAGGAAAAUUGACCGGAUACCUGCGCUUAUAACUUACUACGCGUCACGUCCCGAUGCGAGUCUCCCGUCCGAACAGUCGGCCCGACGCGUUGACGCACAUCACCAGUGCGUUAGCGACAACGCGCGGAACACGAUAAUUAACUAUACACGCCGAUACUAAAUAAUAGAAAAAAAAAACAGCCGCGAAAUGGCGAAACGAUAUUCUGGACAAAAUAUCGCUCUGGCGCGCCCGGUGUAAAUAUUUGUAAAUAUCGGUAAAAUUUGCACGCAAUCUGUACGUAUUGUAUGACUGGGGGAGGGCAGUUACGUUACGCUGCGCCGACGACGGUACGCGUAAAACAAUAUUUAAUUCGGCGCCCGCAGUUGCCGAUGCCAAUGACCGUCAUCGACUUUUAAUGCGCGGUAAGCUCUACAGAGUUGCCCGCACGAAAACCCGUACGCUCCCGAGCCGACCGGGCCGAGUUUGAUCCAAUCUAAUAGGUUUCGGACCGCUUUUGAACGCGUAACGUUCAGAUUACGCGGGCACCUAGCCGCCCCCGCGAUUUUCAUAAUAGGUCUUUCGGCGAGUGGGCAAUCUGUUCGAGAACCGACAGGACCCCGGAUGCGACGCUGACGUGUAUUGGGCACAAUUAGCGCCGAUAUAAUUGCGGUGCUAAUUAAAUCGGUGGUGACCUUGUCGUGAGGAAAAAAAAAAAAAAAAACCGCCUUUAUAUAUUACCGAUGAAUAGCGAUCAGAUGUAAAUCGCGGGUGUUCGGGAAACGUUAUCAAGUCCGAUGGCCAAUAUUCUUUAUCGGGUAUUAUUAUUUUUUAAUUUUUUUUUGUUUUUUUCCGUUUUUAUGAGUCAGCGUCAUAACCGAUUUACCCGACGGACACAACACCAAUAGACACGGUGGUCUGUAAACAAAUAGUUGUACAGCGGGUACCCGGGGGCCGAAACUCGGUAAUGUAAAAUUACAUGUCCACGUUACAAUAAUGAAAUGCCACGAAAAAUAAACGGGCAAUAUUAUUAUUAACACACGAGAAGUUUUUCCAUAGAGUCUGGACGUACAGCUGAAAAGAAACCGUUUUGUCCCCGCUCUGAACAUCCGAAUCUAAUCUCACUGGAUAUAUUAAAUCUAAUUUAAUUCAUUAUCGAUUUACGAUACAUUUUAUAAUUUCACUUUGAGAACGAUUGAUAAAAACAAUCGGAUAAGUAGGUACCACGAAUAACACGACCAAGACUAAUUUAUUAUUACGAACAAAACAAAAAUGUAAUUAAUUCAAAAUAAAAUGUUACCUAAUGUACGAAAACAUUUCACACUGUACGCUGGCCCGAUAUUUAGCUACAGGUAUCAUCUUAUUGUGAUUCGCAUUGAAAAAUACAAACUAACGAACGGUGAACGAAUUCCGUAAAUUAUAAAUACCCAUAUUAUCAUCACAAGUAUACAUUUAUUUAACAGUACUAUAUUUCAUUACCUAAGUUGAAAAUAUUUUUCCCGUUUUCAUUUUGGAGUAUUGCAGUUUUAAAUAUUUCAAAAAAUGAUAUUGCAUAUUAAAAGACAAAAAAAAAAAAAUAGGUACGAGAAUAAAAAUUCUUUCUUUGCAUGCUCUAUAAUACUAAAUAGUAAACUAGCAACUUUAACUAAUUGUGUUUUUUAUUUUUAGCUUGGUUGGUUUAAAUGUAAAUUUAAUAACAUUUUAAAGUGUACUAAAGCUGAAGUAAAUGACUAAUAAUAGUAUAUAAAACAAAAAAAUAGUAAUUAUGCAAUAUUAACACAAUAACAACUAUACAUUUUAACAUAACAGUAUUGAAAUAGUUUGUUGUCAAAAAAAACCACUUAUUUUCAAAAUGUUUAAUUUUUUUUUAAAUUUUUAGUGAAGACUAUUACGGGGAUGUAGACCUAAAAGCACUACGAAAAAUUGGAUACAGACGUUGAUCAAGCAACAAACAAUAAGUUCUCAACCUGAACCAAAGAUAUUUCAUACAACCUGGUUCCGAAUGAACAUUGGGCGUUGAUCAAAAUACCAAACAUUUUGUUAUCAAUAGCAAAAUACAUACACACAUGCGCUUGCCAAAAAAUAAAUGCAUUUUUAAUAUUAUUUAUUUUGUUAUAUUGUUUUGAUCAAAUAAUGUAAUAUUACUUAACUUUAUACAAAAUAUCAUUCUGAAACAAUAAUAUUUAUAUAUCAUGACUAGAAUGUAAUAUAAUAUAUAUAUAUAUAUAUAGUUCAUAUAUUACUUAAUUAUUAAAUCUUAUGAGUUAACAUAAAAAUGUUGUAAGCUUAAAUAUUUAACUAUAAAACUUGGUACAUAAUAAGCAAAAGAAAAUGUUCAAAAAAAUCACAGUAAGAUACAUUUAUGAUUUAUAUACGUGUAAAUAAUAACCUCGGGCAUUUCGGCUGUGACACCGUGACUAGUCACAAAAAAAAAAAAAAAAAAAAAAAAAAAAAAAACAAACAAACAAACAAAUUGAGCAAACAAUUUAAAACAGAACACAAAAAUUAUUAUUUUAUACACAAAUGAAAGUUGCAAAAAAAAAGUAUAAUUAUAUAAUUAAUAAAUAAAUAAAUGGCGAUACAUUUUGAUUUUUAAUUUCUAAACAAAUUUUUGGUUAAAUCAAAAUGUUGAAUAACAAAAUAUUUUUUUAAAAAAAAUCAAUCAAUUACACUGUACUUUUAUAUGUUAUGUAUAUACAUAUACAUAAUAUAUUUACUUUCUUAAUAAUAAGAAUUCAGUGAUUAAAUUCACCAGUUAAUCGACAAAUAAGGAACUGGUUACCAGUUAAGUUUCAUAAACAAUCUUAUAAAAUAUUAAUAAUAUACUAUGAUCGGAUAUGAAUGCUACUAAUUGCAAUCACCCAACUAUUUAACACAUAAAAUAAUAAUGAAAUGUGCCUUGUGUAAAAAAAAAUUCAACAGAAAAAUGAUUAAAAAAUAAUUUUCAGCAACAUUAAUAGUAACUAGACCUGUCAUACAAUAAUUUAUAGGUAUAUUUUGUUUAACAUUGCUUUUCAUAAUUUAAUAUUAUAUUAUUGUUAUAUAUAAAUUGUCUUUUUAAAUUGCUAAUUAAAUCUAAUAUGAUUCAAUAAUGUUAAAUUGCUCUAAUCAAGCAAUAUAAAUUUACUCACUGUUUUUAGGAACAGAUUCUUUACGAUUCUGUCCACACAGUAGUUGUCAUAUAUCAUUAAACUGGCAAACAACACGACGACGUGGUUGAGGUGUGUAUCUUCGAUCUUUUUCUUCUAAUUUUGGUUGACCAAACAAUCGAUGUUGGUAUAAGGUGUGCAUGGGUGACGAUCCACUCUCCGAUAAACGUCGUGGUGGUGGAGUUGGUGGUGCUGGAGACACAUAACGUCUGCAUAAAGCUGGAGAACCUUCAAAAGUCUUACGUAUUGGAGCUGGAGAAGGUGGACACACUUCGCGUCGCGUCACCAGAGGGGAUUCAGGCACGGGUGUGUUUUGGUUUCGUGGGGGAGGACUAGGAGGGGUUUUGCUCCAUGGAGCAAACUUGAGGUAGGUAGAUAUCAAACUCUUUCUUGGACUAGGUUUCGGUGAAUCUGGAGGGUUAAUUUCUCUAGGUGUAGAACGUUCAAACCUACUCGGCGAUACUGAAGACGACCUA
This is a messenger RNA of Cinara cedri, 14996 nucleotides long. NCBI's taxonomy places the organism in Eukaryota, Metazoa, Arthropoda, Insecta, Hemiptera, Aphididae. The record is from the annotation of a GenBank genome assembly.